CUUUAGAAAUGGUCCACAUCAAAAAAAAAAAAAUAUUUUUCUAUAAAAAGACUCAAAUCCACGUCCGGGAAACUCAGUAUUCCUAAAAUAAUCUUACCCUGAUGGCUGAAGAUAGACUCCAUUCUUGUUUUCCUUAUUUGAAGGAGAGUCUAUAACUGCUGUUUCUCAAAGUCGAGAGCUUUGGGCCCCUCUGCUACACCAGUGCGAGCUUGCCUCUGUUCUAGGAAUCCUUCAGCCCCUUGGGUCAUGUUUUUCUACUGAAUGGCAGUCCCUUCCUUCUGAGCCGCACACCCAAGGUCUGAGAUGCCAUCCAGGGGGCUGGGUGCUUUAGCCUUUAAGCCCUCAUCUCUUAAACACUCAGCGUUCUUCACUCGCCUUCCUCUUCAUCUCACCCCCGGCGGGACUGAGAACCGGACACCUGGUCCGUGGACUUCUGGUCCCACCGUGAGGUGGAACUACUUGUCCUGCAUCCUGUUUGGAGGGAUUCCGAGGUCAGACACUCUUCAAGCUCCCUCUAAUGCAGGAUUCUAAGGCUCCGUGGGUUUGAAGAAAGCAGCUUACAGGGACGAGGCUCUUCCUGAAGGAUCUGUGUGUGUUGUUCAAAACACAAUCAGAAAGAUGCCACUGCCGUGACCCUUAAAGACAAAUGAUGGGAGAGGGGCUGCAAUUCUGGAAAGACAGCUCAGAGACAAGUGGUAGCUGAUGGCACCCAGGGGCCCAGAAACCUAAGUCCCUGCAGGGAGCCAGCCGACCAGAGCCCUGGACACGAGAGGCCGAGGUCUCUGUGCCGAGUCCCAGGCUGGCAUCCUUAACCUCCGGGGCCCUGAAGAAGGAAGGAGUGCUGAGAGGUGCGGUUAACGUCAUGCCCGGGCCAGAAUGUAAACUGAGCGCUGAAACCGGAGCUCCCUGUGUCACCGAUGACAGCUCCAGCUGCCUGGUCCCCGUGUUCGUGUACGGGACGCUGAAGACGGGCCAGCCCAACCACCAGGUCCUGCUGGACGGCGCCCACGGGCGCGCGGCCUUCCAGGGCCGGGCCUGCACGCUGGAGCCCUACCCGCUGGUGAUCGCAGGUGAGCACAACAUCCCACGGCUGCUGAAUCUGCCAGGCCGCGGGCACCGCGUGGCCGGCGAGGUCUACCAGGUGGACGAGCGGAUGCUGCGCUUCCUGGACGAGUUCGAGGGCUGCCCCGACAUGUACCAGCGCACCCGCCUGCACGUGGCCAUGGAGGGCGCGCGCGCGCCCCUGGAGUGCUUCGUCUACACCACGGCCACCUACCCGCCCGAGUGGGUCCACCUGCCGUACCUCGACGACUACGACUCACAGGGGAAGCAUGGGCUCCGCUACAACCCGCGGGAAAACAGAUGAGCCCCGCGGGCAAGGGAGGCCGGGACCAGCCCCGAGGGGCCGCGCUCGCUGAACGAGGGCGCCGUAAAGCCCCUGGAAACCGGUACUUGAAACAAAUACUCUUAUCUGUCAGGGGGUGGGCGGGGAAGAACACCUCUUUUUCAGUGGUAGCCGAUUUCCCGAAUAAUUUGGAGGGACUGAUAACAAGACUGUUUCUGAAAUCUGUCUCACUAUGCUGCUUUCUUGCUUGCUGCUUAAAGAGCAUCUUGGGUUUGAAUGUACCGGAUGAGAAAAACUCAGGACUUUAAUUCCCCUAAAUGACAUUUGAAAACUCAUGCUAUCAUGCUUUUCUGAUUAUGCUAUGUGUUUUUUUUUUUUUUGCUUUGCUUUAAUCUGAAGAUAACAUUUAAAAUGAAAAUCAAGUCUGUGUGACAGCUAGAUUUUAACAGCCCUGCUGUAUUGAUUCUGACCUGUAGCACUGAGAAAAGAAAAAAUUUUAAAGCUGAUUUUAGACAUCUCAAUGUAAUAAAAGAACCUCAAGAAACACA
Messenger RNA from Capra hircus (goat), 1893 nucleotides. It is a transcript of the gene GGACT, whose product is annotated as gamma-glutamylamine cyclotransferase. The record is from RefSeq and is a predicted model, not a curated record. Bases 863 to 1366 code for a protein of 167 amino acids. Lineage: Eukaryota; Metazoa; Chordata; Mammalia; Artiodactyla; Bovidae. The transcript has 5 exons. Gene Ontology annotation, molecular function: gamma-glutamylaminecyclotransferase activity.